GCUCCUCACGCAUGAGCUUAAGCCCACGCAGUUGAUCAAACUUGCUAAUGAUGCUGAGUUCUCUGUGAGAUCAGAGUUUUUUCUUUUGUCUUUCUCUCAUUUUUUUCUUCUUUUCCUUGCUGUGGUGGGGUUAUUUUCCUCUGGCUAUGGUGGAGUGUGAUGCCGGUGUUCGAUCUCUGGUUUUACUUUCCGUUGCGCGGAUUUCUCUUGCAAUUUGUUUGGUCGGUUGCUUUCCGACGGUGGUUGAAGCUGGUUUUGGGGGUUAUGCUCUGCUGCAAGUUCCGGUUGGGUCCCUGUUUACGACCUCUGAGUGGGUUCCGGCCUUGCCUGUUGUGCUUUGGGUUUUUAUGUUGAUCUUCUCUGUUCUUGGUUCUAUCUGGCCGGCGGUAGGGUUUCAUUCCGUGUUCUUGGUUGGCGUGGCUAUGUGGUUGGUUGGGGAUAAGUACUUAGAAAGCUUUGUGGUGGGACCUGCUGGGUCAGUCCCAUGUGGUAUUCCUUUCACCGCGCCCCAAUCUAUCAUUAGGUAUUACAACACAGGCUUUGAAUCUUUUGGACCCUACAAUAAAGUUCAAAUCCAAAGGUAACCAUUGUGCAAAUAUGGAUCCCACUGUAAGCAAACUUUUUUUUUUAGUACCAUGAAAAAAAAAAAAAAAAAAAAAAAUGAACGUUGUUUGAUUUGUGUUAUAAUAUCAUUAGUUCCUUGAUUCUUUCGUUGCAGUGUCUUAUUCAAAUUUUUUUUGUU
Cornus florida is the source of this 742-nucleotide messenger RNA. RefSeq lists its product as uncharacterized. The record is from RefSeq and is a predicted model, not a curated record. The transcript has 2 exons. The coding region runs from base 147 to 584 and encodes 145 amino acids. Lineage: Eukaryota; Viridiplantae; Streptophyta; Magnoliopsida; Cornales; Cornaceae.